AUGGUCGUUCUGCUGAGCUGUAAGAGCUUCAUCAAACUGGAACGUCCUAGACUUCAUGCACCGUUCAACGAAAAAGACGCUCAUGAGACCCCCAAGAAGUGGACGUGGAGCGACGUCGAACCAAGCAGGCAGCUCAAAUGGGAGCGUUGCUACGACGAUGGGUUCGACUGCGCCCGACUCGAUGUGCCCAUGGACUGGCUCAACCCCUCCGACGAUGAACGUGUGGUCCUGGCCAUGAUGCGCCUUCGCGCCACCGAGCAACACCACUACAAGGGUCCGGUCUUCUUCAACCCUGGCGGCCCAGGAGGAAGUGGCAUCUAUGCUCUGAAGGAUCACGGGAAGCUCCUGCAGACAGUCGUUGGCUUGAACCACGACAUCAUCUCGUGGGAUCCUCGCGGCAUUGGGGCAUCGGUGUCAAGAGUCGACUGUUGGGACUCCCCGGAAAAGGGGCGACUGUGGGCUUUGCAGGAUGUUGGAGUCGUCGGUUCGCAUCCUGGAGUUCUGUAUGACGCAUUCGCCAGGGCAACGGCUUUCUCGCAGGGUUGCGAGCGAACCAUGAACGCUUCUAAUUUGUUGUCGCACAUCGGUACUCCUUCUCACGCACGCGACUUGCUCGAGAUGGUUGAUCAAACUGAGAACGAUAAGUUGAAAUUCUGGGGCUUCAGCUACGGCACUCUGUUAGGCGGCACAUUUGCUGCCAUGUAUCCUAACAAGGUCGAGCGCCUUGUGAGUGAUGGCAAUGUGGACUAUCGAGAAUGGUAUCACCAAACCCACAUUAACUUCCUACGCGAUACCGACAAAGUCAUGGAGGCUUUUUACCGCUUUUGCCACGCUGCUGGACCACUCAGCUGUGCCUUCUAUGCUGAGACUCCCGCAGCCAUUGAGAAACGCCUUCAGGACUUGCUGCAAUCCAUCCGCGAGCACCCGAUCAUCGUUUCCGUCUUCGAUGGUGGCCCGGAUAUGCCCCAGCUAAUCACCUGGUCUCACGUCAAGCGCUUGAUUUCCGCGGCGCUUUAUCGCCCUAUCUUCAUGUUCAAGAAGUUUGCCGAGGUUCUCAAGAGUCUAGAAGACCGCGAUGGCGUUCCCUUUUAUGCCCUGAUGCACAGCGAAAGCUCGACGCCCCCUAUCUGCUCCAUCGAAGCUAUCCCACCAAAUGUGCCUGCCGUCGAGGAAGAUACAGGCGACGCUUUCCCGGCCAUCAUGUGCGCUGACCUCCCCCUGAUGAACCAGACGGUCGAGGAGUUUGGCGAGUUCGCCCGCUAUCUCGAGGAGAUCAGCUCAGCUGCUGGCGCCGUUAACACACUAUUCCGACUCGCGUGUAUUGGUCGCACUGUGCGACCCAACUGGAAGUUCGAUGGACCAUUCGAGGGCAACACGAGUCAUCCCAUUCUCUACGUUGCCAACAUUGCCGACAAUGUUUCACCGCUUGUCAGUGCGAGGAACAACUCUCUAGGGUUUCCCGGAUCGGUGGUGCUCGUCCAAAACUCAUAUGGACACACUACACUGUCUGCCGCAUCGAAAUGCACGGCAGGCCACAUCCGUGCGUAUUUCCAAGAAGGUUUGAUGCCAGAUGUCGGAACUUUAUGUGAGCCAGACUACUAUCCGUUUCAGGAGGCCAAGCCGGAUGCAGGGGACGAGCUGUCCAUUGCUUUGCAUGGGCUUUCGAAGGCGAAUUGGGGAUUCAGGAACGAAUUUCACUUUUGA
This is a messenger RNA of Pseudomassariella vexata, 1704 nucleotides long. RefSeq lists its product as uncharacterized. NCBI's taxonomy places the organism in Eukaryota, Fungi, Ascomycota, Sordariomycetes, Amphisphaeriales, Pseudomassariaceae. The transcript has 5 exons. Bases 1 to 1704 code for a protein of 567 amino acids. The record is from RefSeq and is a predicted model, not a curated record.